This is a messenger RNA of Botrytis deweyae, 714 nucleotides long. RefSeq lists its product as uncharacterized. NCBI's taxonomy places the organism in Eukaryota, Fungi, Ascomycota, Leotiomycetes, Helotiales, Sclerotiniaceae. The coding region runs from base 1 to 714 and encodes 237 amino acids. The record is from RefSeq and is a predicted model, not a curated record. The transcript has 3 exons.
AUGUCGUUCCGUGGCUUUUUGGCACAGCCUGACGGCGCGAGAAUCAAGGCGCCUAAGGUAACAGGGACUAUGGACUUGGAGGAGUUGAAUGCAAGAGCGCAUCCAGAGUUCAAAAGGGCCUUAGAAGCAAAUGACACUAUCAAGCUUCGUAGAACCUCUCCCGUUGAGGUCUGGAGGCGUCAGAAGCGACAACGUCAAGAUCUAGCACGGAGACUCCGUAAAGCCAAUAUCUCGACGAAUGGGUAUGGAUUGACAAACGAGGAAAUGAAAACAUACAGAGAGAGUCCGGACAAAUUUCAGAACAUUCUUGCAGCUCAUGCUGCUUCAGGCGUUAUUCCCUACCUAGUAGACCUUAGGAUAUCGUUUGCAACCUACACAAGAUUGCUCUGCGAUCGCUAUGCGCUCAGCGAUAUCAUUUGCAACCGCGAAAGCAAUCCCGACCCCGAAAGUCUCCCAAUCGGUGACUCUCUUUUGACUUCCCUCAUAUUUCUCGAGCUUUGGUCACGUCUACAACCACCUUCCUUCUCCCAGCGAGAGCCAAACACAACAAUUGAUAAGUGGAUUGAGAAUAUCAGGGAACAAAAUUUCGCAUUGAGAGAGAGUAGGAAGUGGGGUCCGCUCUGCGAAUUGCACGAGCAAUUGACUGUAGAUCAGACCGACUUCUACGCGCCCAGACAUGACUCACUUGACAGCCUUGAUUUUGAUUCUGAAUAG